AUGAAGAACAUCAUGAAGAACAAGAAUGCUUGCCCAGAGACGGACAUAAAGUCAUCUACAAAGACAUCGCUUAUCCACCCGAAAUCUGAGGAGAAAAGUUCAUACUCUAGAAAUGAAUUUGGGAGUUCAUCUAAGUAUGGGUUCAUCAAUGGAAAAAAGGGAUUUCCAAAACAAUGUGUGUGUGGAAGUGAUGUUACCAUCUAUACAUCAGCAUCAAAAACUAAUCCUGGACGUCUUUACUUUCGUUGUGCUGUUUCCAGAGAGAAUGGGCAUUUGUUUAAAUGGGUCGAAGAUGGGAUAUAUGAAGAAGUGAUCGACUUGUUAGAAAGGGAAUCCGAGAAUGAGAAGGGGAUUAUGGGAGUGAAUGAGUUGAAGUUUGAGAUGGAAAAUGUGAAAGAUCAAGUCAUUCAAUGCAAAACUGAGCUACGCAGAUUCAAAAUAACAACUUGGUACUCAUUGUUUGUAUUUGUGUUUUGGCUUUUGUGA
Eutrema salsugineum is the source of this 486-nucleotide messenger RNA. RefSeq lists its product as uncharacterized. NCBI's taxonomy places the organism in Eukaryota, Viridiplantae, Streptophyta, Magnoliopsida, Brassicales, Brassicaceae. The record is from RefSeq and is a predicted model, not a curated record. The transcript is spliced from 3 exons. Gene Ontology annotation, molecular function: zinc ion binding. The coding region runs from base 1 to 486 and encodes 161 amino acids.